CUGGCCUGUUCAGAUCUCACCGGGUAUUCAGACGAGAGUGUCCCAGGAGACAUUGAGCUCCAAGACCCCAGCAAGGCUCCCACACAGCUCAGCCAGGAAAGGGCCCAGCGGCUAUAGUAAGAGUAGACACUAAGACAAUCAGGGGACUAGAGAGCAGCCAACCUGAAGUGCUGCAACCUUCCUUCUUUCCCUCCACCUGUUGUGGCUCGCCCCCACCAGCUUCUCUCUCGCUGUCUUUGUGCUCUCCCUCACACUUUCUAGGAAGGCACACUGGCUCAGGUUUUGUUCUACAUCAAGGACCAAGGGAUUUUGAGUGGAAACUUGUAUGCCUUUUGUUUUUGGGGAGGAAGAGCAGCAGCUUUUUUUUCUCCCGGGUUUUAAAGAGUGUUUGAAGUGGGGAUUUUUGUUGUUAUUCUGUUGGACUUUAAUAUGGGUGUCACUCCAUGAUAGCCUGAGCUCCUAAUCAUCGAGCGGAGCCGGUGUGUGUCGGCAGGGGGAAUCAGAGGAGUAAGGAGUGCCAACACCUGGACCAUGGCGCCGUGCCACAGAGGGGCUGAAUCUCCCCUCGCCAGGGGGGCCAUGUUUAUCCUGCUGCUGGGCAGCCUGGCCCUGCCAUCGCCAACCCACGCAGACAGCAUGCCCAGCUUCAUCAAAUCUCCAGAUGACCAGACAGGUAUCUCGGGAGGCGUGGCUUCCUUUGUUUGCCAGGCGGUGGGCGAACCCAAGCCACGCAUCACAUGGAUGAAGAAAGGCAAGAAGGUCAGCUCUCAGCGUUUUGAGGUGAUAGAGUUCGAUGACGGCUCAGGUUCUGUGCUGCGUAUCCAGCCCCUUCGGACCCACCGGGACGAGGCCAUCUAUGAGUGCACCGCCACCAACAGUGCGGGAGAGAUCAACACCAGCGCCAAACUCACCGUGCUGGAAGAGGACCAGAUUCCCCAUGGCUUCCCCACCAUAGACAUGGGUCCCCAGCUGAAGGUGGUGGAACGGACCCGGACAGCCACUAUGCUGUGUGCUGCUAGUGGCAACCCCGACCCAGAGAUCUCCUGGUUCAAGGACUUCCUCCCUGUAGAUAUCAACAGCAGCAAUGGACGAAUCAAACAGCUCCGCUCAGGUGGUACACCAAUCAGAGGAGCUCUCCAGAUAGAGAACAGUGAAGAGUCGGACCAGGGCAAGUACGAGUGCGUGGCGGUCAACAGUGCCGGGAUCCGCUACUCGGCUCCAGCCAAUCUCUACGUGAGAGAUCAACGAGAAGUACGCCGCGUGCCUCCCCGUUUCUCCAUCCCGCCCACCAACCACGAGGUGAUGCCGGGGGGCAGCGUGAACCUGACCUGCGUGGCGGUGGGAGCCCCCAUGCCCUACGUCAAGUGGAUGAUGGGGGUCCUGGAGCUGACCAAAGAGGAAGAGAUGCCCAUCGGGAGGAACGUGUUGGAGGUCACCAACGUCCGCCAGUCCGCCAACUACACGUGCGUGGCGAUAUCGUCGCUCGGCAUGAUCGAGACCACGGCGCAGAUCACUGUGAAAGCCCUGCCAAAACCUCCUACCUCCCUGAUUGUGACGGAGACCACAGCCACCAGCGUCACUCUGACCUGGGACUCGGGGAACCCCGAGCCGGUGUCCUACUAUGUGAUCCAGUACCGGGCGAAGGUCUCAGACAACGGCUUCCAAGAGGUGGACGGCGUGGCAACCACGCGCUACAGCAUCGGUGGGCUCAGCCCCUACUCUGAGUACGAGUUCCGCGUCAUGGCGGUGAACAACAUCGGGCGUGGCCCUCCCAGCGGCCUCGUGGACACCAGGACCAGUGAGCAGGCUCCUUCCUCGCCACCGCUGGCUGUGCAGGCCCGCAUGCUCAGCGCCUCCACCAUGCUGGUCCAAUGGGAGCCGCCCGAGGAGCCUAACGGGCAGAUUAGAGGGUACCGUGUGUACUACAGCUCGGAGCAGGGUGCACCGCUCAGUACCUGGCAGAAACACAACACGGACGACAGCAGACUGACCACCAUCUCAGGCCUGACCACUGACAUCACCUACAGCCUCCGGGUGCUGGGCUUCACCUCCGUAGGGGACGGGCCUCCUUCAGACGUACUGCAGGUCAAGACCCAGCAGGGCGUACCGGCUCAGCCAUCGAGCUUCGAGGCGGAGGCGGAGCUUGACACCCGCAUCAUGUUGUCGUGGCUGUGGCCGGUCCAAGAUCAGAUCACCAAGUACGAGCUCAUGUACUGGGAGGCUGGCUCCAGCAACAAGCUCCAUGUGGUCUUCCCUCCUGGGGGAUCUCAUGCUGUGGAGGGUCUGAAGCCAGACACCCUUUACAUGUUCUCCCUGGCUGCUCGCUCUGACAUGGGCCUGGGUGUCUACACCCAGCCUAUUGAAGCCAGGACUGCCCAGUCCACCCCCUCUGCCCCUCCCCAGGAGGUACACCUGCUGAGCCUCAGCUCCACCAGCAUCAAGGUGAGUUGGGUGGCGCCCCCUGCAGCCAGCCGCCAUGGGGACAUCGUUCGCUACUCCCUAGCAUACCAGGCCACAACUGGAGAGGACUUGAAGCGCCACGAGGUGUCGGGCGUCAGGGCGGAUGUUUCUAGUUAUACCUUGGAGGGCCUGGGGAAGUGGACAGAGUACCAGGUGUGGGUCAGGGCUCACACAGAUGUAGGCCCAGGCCCAGAGAGUCCGCCAGCCCGGAUCAGGACCCAGGAGGAUGUGCCCGGAGCCCCUCCCAGGAAGGUGGAGACAGAUGCCUUGAACUCCACGGCCCUGAGGGUGACGUGGAAGCCCCCCCUUCAGGUGAAGCAGCACGGCCAGAUCCGGGGAUACCAGGUGGUGUACUCCCGGCUUGAGAACGGAGAGCCACGCGGACAGCCUAACAUCAUGGAUGUCUCCCUGCCUGAGGCACAGUGGAACGUUGAGGAUUCGGCGGAUUAUGAGGCUGUUGUAACAGGCCUACUACCCGAGACCAGCUACUCUGUCACGGUGGCUGCCUACACCACCAAGGGGGACGGGGCUCGCAGUAAGGCUAAGGUGGUCACCACCACAGGGGCAGUCCCGGGCAAGCCCACCAUGAUGAUCAGCACCACCAGCGGUAACACCGCCCUCAUCCAGUGGCAGCCUCCAAAGGAGAUGGUGGGCGAGCACGUGGGCUACCGGCUGCAGUACAAGCGCGCCGAGGAGGAGUCGUUCACCGUGAAGGACUUCAAGAAGACCGACGACCACUUCACCGUCACGGGCCUGCACAAGGGCGCCACGUACAUCUUCAAGCUCUGCGCCAAGAACCGGGCGGGCAACGGCGAGGAGUACAUGAAGGAGAUCACCACGCCGGACGAUGUGCCUGGCAGCUAUCCCCAGAACCUGAGUGUGGUGGGCCUGACCACCACCACCACCAAGCUGGCCUGGGAGCCUCCGGCACUGGCUGAGAGGAAUGGCAAGAUUGUCCAGUACGUGGUCGUGUACCGAGAUAUCAACAGCCAGCAGAACCAUACAAACAGCACGACAGAAACCCAGAUGACCGUCACCGGGCUGCAGCCUGACACCACCUAUGACAUCCGGGUCAGAGCUUUCACCAGCAAAGGAGGAGGACCCAUCAGCCCCAGCAUACAGAGCAGAACCAUGUCUACCUCCAUGCCGGAGUUCACCAAAAACUUUGGUGUGAAAGCCGUGAUGAAGACGUCAGUCCUGCUGACUUGGGAAGUGCCAGAAACCUACAAGUCUCAAGUGCCUUUCAAGAUCCUCUAUAACCAGCAGAGUGUGGAGGUCCAGGGGAACCUGAAGAGGAAGCUGAUCACCAGGCUACAGCCUGACACGGACUACAGCUUUGUGCUGAUGUCCAGAGGGAACAGUGCCGGAGGGCUGCAGCAGCAGGUCUCCAUCAGAACGGCCCCGGACCUCCUCAAGACCAAACCUGUUCAGUACCAUCAAGACCCAGAGGAGGGGGGCAAACUCACAAUCACACUGCCCAAAGUCCCUACUACCGCCCCGGUCAGGUGGUACUACAUAGUGGUGGUUCCUGUCACUCCAACUACAUUACACAGAUGGGAAAACCCUGAAGACAUGGACGUAGAUGAGCUCCUGGAGGCUAGUUCUGACCAGAGCCCAGGAAGGAGGAGGAGACAGACUCAGGAGUUCCUGAGACCCUACAUUGCCGCCAAGUUGGAGUCUCUGCCAGACACCUUCACUCUAGGAGACGAGAAGAAGUACAAUGGUUUCUAUAACAAGCCUCUACCGGGACAACAGCAGUACCGCUGUUUCGUCCUGGCGGCUCUCAAAGACCAUGAGUCUCAGAAGACGUUUGCGGCAAGCCCCUACUCCGACGCCAUUACGGUUAAGCUCCACAGCGGCAUGUCUCGCCACGCCGAGGACCCGGAGAUGCUGUGGGUCAUGGGCCCCGUGCUGGCCGUCGUGCUCAUCAUCAUCAUCGUCAUCGCCAUCCUGCUCUUCAAGAGCAAACAAGAAAGGAAACGUGCAUCUCCCUCGGCCAAGGAUGAACACUCUGCUGGGGUGAAGGACUCUCUGCUGGCCCACUCCUCUGACCCUGUGGAGAUGAGACGACUCAACUACCAGACACAAGGUUCCAGUGCCCUCAGUUGCCAGAACACUCCAAGGAUGAGGGAGCACCCACCCAUCUCCACCGCUGAUCUGGCUGACCAUAUAGAGCGACUGAAGGCCAACGACGGGCUCCGCUUCUCGCAGGAGUACGAGUCUGUAGAUCCUGGCCAGCAGUUCACAUGGGAACACUCUAACCUGGAAGUGAACAAGCCAAAGAACCGCUAUGCAAAUGUCAUCGCCUAUGACCACUCCAGGGUCAUCCUCUCUUCAGUCGAUGGCGUGCCAGGCAGCGACUACAUCAACGCCAACUAUAUAGAUGGCUACAGGAAGCAGAACGCCUACAUCGCCACCCAGGGCCCGCUUCCUGAAACCCUCAGCGACUUCUGGAGGAUGGUUUGGGAGCAGAGGACCAACACUAUUGUCAUGAUGACCAGACUGGAGGAGAAGUCCCGGGUGAAGUGUGACCAGUACUGGCCCAGUCGAGGGACAGAGACCUACGGCAUGAUUCAGGUGACCAUGCUGGACACUGUGGAGCUGGCUACGUACAGCGUGCGGACCUUUGCCCUUUAUAAGAAUGGCUCCAGUGAGAAGAGGGAGGUUCGUCAGUUCCAGUUUAUGGCCUGGCCGGACCACGGAGUGCCUGAGUACCCCACCCCCACCCUGGCCUUCCUACGCCGGGUGAAGGCCUGCAACCCAACAGACGCAGGACCCAUGGUGGUCCACUGCAGUGCUGGUGUAGGGCGGACAGGGUGCUUCAUCGUGAUCGAGGCCAUGCUGGAGCGGAUGAAGCACGAGAACUCUGUGGAUAUCUAUGGUCAUGUGACGUGUAUGAGAUCUCAGAGGAACUACAUGGUGCAGACGGAGGACCAGUACAUCUUCAUCCACGAGGCCCUCCUGGAGGCAGCCACCUGUGGGACCACAGAGGUCCCGGCGCGCAACCUAUACGCACACAUCCAGAAACUGACCCAGGUCACCCCCGGCGACACCGUCACCGCAAUGGAGCUGGAGUUCAAGAAACUGGCCAACUCCAAAGCACAUACCUCAAGAUUCAUCAGUGCCAACCUUCCCUGCAACAAGUUCAAGAACCGGCUGGUGAAUAUCAUGCCUUUUGAGUCCACCCGCGUUUGUCUGCAGCCUAUCAGAGGUGUGGAGGGCUCCGACUACAUCAACGCCAGCUUCAUCGACGGAUACAGGCAGCAGAAGGCCUACAUGGCCACCCAAGGCCCACUGGCAGAGACCACGGAGGACUUCUGGAGGAUGCUGUGGGAACACAACUCCACCAUCGUGGUCAUGCUCACCAAGCUCCGAGAGAUGGGACGGGAGAAGUGUCAUCAGUACUGGCCUGCUGAGCGCUCCGCCAGAUACCAGUACUUUGUAGUGGACCCCAUGGCUGAGUACAACAUGCCCCAGUACAUCCUCAGAGAGUUUAAAGUCACAGAUGCCAGGGAUGGCCAGUCUAGGACCAUACGGCAGUUCCAAUUUACUGAUUGGCCAGAACAAGGGGUGCCGAAAACUGGAGAGGGCUUUAUCGACUUCAUUGGCCAAGUGCAUAAAACCAAGGAACAGUUUGGACAGGAUGGACCUAUAUCUGUGCACUGCAGUGCUGGUGUUGGGAGGACUGGUGUGUUCAUCACCCUUAGUAUUGUCCUGGAGAGGAUGAGGUACGAGGGCGUGGUGGACCUCUUCCAGACCGUCAAGACCCUGAGGACCCAGAGACCUGCCAUGGUGCAAACAGAGGACCAGUACCAGCUGUGCUACAGGGCAGCUCUGGAGUACCUUGGCAGCUUUGACCACUAUGCAACAUAAUAACCACUCCCAGAAUGCACUUGGGUUCAGGAACGCCGCCCGUGUGUCCCUUCUGAGCCAUAUCCACCCUGCUGACAAAGUCCAGAAACUGCCGGAGGGCCGUGAGGAGAGGAAACGGGGAGGGGGGUGCGGAGGAGGAGUAGAGAGCACAAGUCUGACUGGACAACCUUCAAUCAGGUGGAACUGUACUCCUGAACUGACUGGCACAAUAAACCUGCUUUAAAACCCUCCACUACUAAAAUCUACUCCACUAAAAGAGUCUUUAAAGAAUCUUCAGUGUGCUUUAUUCUGAUGUCUAUAUAUGCACACAACUUAAAGCCCCUAUUUCUGCUCCUCCUACUGCUGAUAUAGCAAAAGUUAUUUUUCUGCUUUCAUUAUGCAUCAAUAUCAUGACUAUUACCCAUUAUAAGUAUAUCAUUAUAAUUAUUUAGAAUUUAUUUUCUAAUCAUUUAUACACUGGUUAUUGUAUGUUUUAAUGGGUCUUAUUCAUUGUUUGUAUCUUUUUUGUUUUGUUUUUUAAUUUUUUUAGCACAAGGGACAUGUAUUUUAAACAUGCUCCGAGUUCUUAUUAAUACUGGAGAUGUACACAUACUCAGAGCUGCUAAUAAUGUUAUUUUUUACCAUAAUAAUUAUAGUAUUCUAAAGUUCUCUAUUAUCUGGUUGGUUGUACUCUGUGGGAUAUGGGGGACAAAACUUUUAUAAGCCUUUUCACUUCAUGGUACUUUACAGAAUGACUAUGACAACAAGAGAUCAUACACUUGUACACCGGAGUUAGUGGACUACUAUAAAAUAAACGUAUGGUUAUAAAAAACUGAAUAGACUAAUCUUGAUAAUGUUGGACAAAUGUGCCAUGUACAGAUUCUGGCUUUUUUUUCUCAAUAGCUGUUUACUGUGAUUUUCUUAAUGCCUGUUUGAAGAGCUCCUGUCCAAAUCCAGACACAGCAAAAGAAAUACAGACACAUUAGAUUACACGGAACAUUGUUUGUCCUGUAACAGCACCACUUACUUGUCACAUCCAGGUUAGGAAAUCUUGGCCUGAGGUUGACUGAACUAAACAUCACUUCGAGAAGCGAAAAAGGAACAGGCACCCUGGCUCAGGUCUGAUUUGACAAGAUAUGGAGUAACAGAUAGAGCUCUCCACAUCACAGUAUAAUGUACAGUGCCCAACACAACCCAUCCUAUGAGAAGUGUUCAAGUGACCAGACAGUUAUCCAUGUUUCCAUGUGUUUCUGAUUACCCUGCGGACUCUGAACAAUAAACUGCGAAUGCCUGGUCUAGCCUGCCGUGACUGGCCAGCCCUGCAGAUAAUACCUGACAACAACUCAUUCAUGGUAUAACUGCUGUACUGUACUAUUCUGUAUUAUCACCUCACUUUGGUACUGGUGGACACCCUCCUGGAACACAAAAAUGCAGCGUCAAUGUGCUAGUGGAGGAUCUCUACGUUAAACUCUAGCGUUUGUCUCUAAAGUGGGGCCAUGGGAUUGGUAAGUGAGGUGAAUUUGGAUUGAGUGGGCCCAGAAGGACUGACUACAAAACAUGAUUCCUUUUACUUUGUCUUCGAAUAGUGACGUAGGGGUUCAAUCUGUUGUAUAUGCCAUGUUUUCUAUUUGUUAAUAAGAAAGGAGAGGGAAAUAAAUGUCGCAAAAACCUUGAUGUUAAUAAAGUUGAAUAAUUGGGUUUUUUAUA
Molecule: messenger RNA, 8019 nt
Organism: Esox lucius (northern pike)
Lineage: Eukaryota; Metazoa; Chordata; Actinopteri; Esociformes; Esocidae
Gene: ptprfa
Product: protein tyrosine phosphatase receptor type Fa
Exons: 40
Coding region: 532-6333 (1933 amino acids)
Biological process (GO): protein dephosphorylation
Molecular function (GO): protein tyrosine phosphatase activity; protein binding
Source: RefSeq, a predicted model, not a curated record